AUGUCUCGCCUUUACCUUUGGUCCCCACUGCUCCUCCUUUCGUGGCCACCGUUGUGGCUUCUGGUCCAGGUAGCUCAGGCGUCGGACUGGGCCCAGGACCAUGUCCCCCUGACCUCCGACCCCCCAGGGCUGACCUCUGAACAGCUCACUGGCUCGCCCCAUGUGCUUGCACCCUCGGCAGAGCCGGGGGGCUUUGCUUACUUGACGGCCCUCCUCUCCAGCCCAGAUGUCGCCCCGCCAGUCAGGACUCCGCGUCAUCGGCCACAUCCCAUUCAUUUGCACUUGCCCAAUGCGACACCUCAGCCUCUGGAUUUGGGACUUACCAUUACUCCAGAGCCUACUAAGGAAGCUGAGUCAACUACAGCCCAGCAGGAGGCCCUUCCUCAGCCUGUUGAGCACCCUGAGGAGAUGGAAUCUUCUCCAACCCAGCAGGAGACCUCAGAGAAGCCUCCAGAGCCUCCUGGGGAGGCCGAGCCUUUGAGUGAGCAGGAGCCACCAGCUCAGCCUUCAGAGCCUCUUGGGGAAGAUGAACCGUUUCCAACCCAGCUGGAGACCCCAGUGCAGCUCUCAGAGUCUUUGGAAGAAGCUGAAACUUCUCCAACCCAGGAAGGGACCCCAGCUCUGUCUGCAGGAGAGGUAGAACCUUCUGCAACCCUGCAGGAGCAACCAGCUCAGCCUCCAGAGCCGCCUUCUGGGGAGGCGGAGCCUUUGCCAGCUCAACAGGAACAGCCAGCUCAACCUCCAGAGCAUCAUGAAGUGACAGUUUCACCUCCAAGUCACCAUCAUGCUCAGCAGUCAAAUGUAGCCAAUGUCACUGUCAAGCCUGUGGAUGUGGGGCUUACCAUAAGCACAGAAGCCAGCCCAGAGGUGGGACCGUCUCCAAAUCCGCCCAAGCCUUCCACUCAGCCGUCGGUGUCCCACACCAGUGUGGGAUUUUCUACAACCCAGCAUGAGGCUCCCACGCUGCCUCCACAGCCACCUGAGGAAGUUGAACCUUUGCCAGUUCAACAAGAGGCUCCGGAUCAAUCUCCAGAAGCUGCUACCGUUCAUGAGGAGGCCCCGGGUCAGCAUCCAGAGGCUCCUGAAACCUCGGUGCAGUCUGCGGUGUCCCCGGAGCAGUUGCAACUGUUGUCAGGCCAGCAGGAGUUUUCAGCUGCAUCUCCACAGCCCCUGAAGGAGGGAGAACCUUCUGCCACACAGCAGGAGCUUCAGGCUCAGCCGUCAGAGCCUCCCGAGAAGAGGCUUCCUCGAUCCAACAGGAGCUUUUGGAACCCCUCAAAGAGACGGACCCUUCUUCAGUCCAGCAGGGGGCCCCGCCUCAGCCUCCAGAGCCACCUAAGGAGGUGGAGGCACAAAGUCCAGUGCAUCCUGGGAUGA
This is a messenger RNA of Phacochoerus africanus (Common warthog), 1377 nucleotides long. RefSeq names its product leucine-rich repeat-containing protein 37A-like. The transcript has 5 exons. Lineage: Eukaryota; Metazoa; Chordata; Mammalia; Artiodactyla; Suidae. The record is from RefSeq and is a predicted model, not a curated record. Bases 1 to 1377 code for a protein of 458 amino acids.